UUGAUAAAAAGACUCGACUUUUGACGUUUAGAUUGAGAAAGAUCCCCAUCGUUCUCUUCCAUUUUGCGACUACUUUAACCAUUCUAUAAGUCUCUGGGUCUGUCUUCGACCUCCUCUGAAGUGCCAUCAAUGGCGGUUCUCUGUAAGAAAAAUGUGGCUCUGUGCGCUCUCUUUACCAUUACCUCUGGCCUUUGUUUCUUCCAUUCAUCUGCAGAGCUUCAAAGGUUUGAGCACCCCACCAAAAGUGAUGGGUCGCUUAGCUUUUUGGUCGUUGGGGACUGGGGAAGAAGAGGGGCUUUCAACCAAUCUCAAGUUGCUCAUCAGAUGGGAAGGAUUGGAGAGAAGCUAGACAUCAACUUUGUAGUUUCAACAGGAGAUAAUUUCUAUGAUGAUGGAUUGACUAGUGAACAGGAUACAGCAUUUGAGGAAUCAUUUACCAAAGUAUACACAGCCAACAGCCUGCAGAAACAGUGGUACAGUGUUUUGGGCAACCAUGAUUAUAGGGGCAAUGCAGAAGCACAAUUGAGCCCUCUCCUCAGGAAAAUUGAUAGUAGAUGGCUCUGCCUGAGAUCUUUUAUUGUGAAUUCUGGAUUAGCCGAGAUUAUAUUUGUGGACACCACUCCUUUUGUCUAUGCAUACUUUACUGAUACAAAGGACCAUACUUAUGAUUGGAGGGGCAUCCACUCUCGCAAGCUUUACAUUGCAAACCUAUUAAAGGAUGUUGAAUUGGCAUUGAAAGAGUCAACAGCAAAAUGGAAGAUUGUUGUUGGUCACCAUGCCAUCAAAAGUGUUGGACAUCAUGGUGAUAUAAAGGAGCUUUCAAAGUGGCUUCUCCCUGUGCUUCAGGCCAACAAUGUUGAUUUUUACAUGAAUGGGCAUGACCAUUGCCUUGAGCAUAUAAGUGACACAAAAAGCCCUAUACAAUUUCUAACUAGUGGAGCUGGGUCCAAGGCAUGGAGAGGAGACAUUAAAGGACUGAAUAGAGGUGGUCUGAAGUUCUUCUAUGAUGGACAGGGUUUCAUGUCUGUCCAGCUGAACAAGAUGGAUGCAGAAAUUAUAUUCUAUGAUGUUUUUGGCAAGAUUUUGCACAGUUGGAGAACAUCGAAGCAGCUUCACCAAUCAACAUGAAGUUUUGCUUCUAGCUUCUAGGGCAAAGCACAAUGUAAACUUACCUUGUUAUGGACUGGAUUUUUGUAUGUCUUAGUGAUUCAAAAAAAAAAAAAAAAAGGUCUAAUGAGAU
Juglans microcarpa x Juglans regia is the source of this 1240-nucleotide messenger RNA. Its product is annotated as purple acid phosphatase 17-like. Lineage: Eukaryota; Viridiplantae; Streptophyta; Magnoliopsida; Fagales; Juglandaceae. The transcript has 9 exons. Gene Ontology annotation, molecular function: acid phosphatase activity; ferrous iron binding; ferric iron binding. The record is from RefSeq and is a predicted model, not a curated record. Bases 130 to 1128 code for a protein of 332 amino acids.